AACAAACGAACAAACAAACAAAACAUACAAUUAUUAAAAACACCCUUAUGUCACGUUCUUCUGUGUCCUUUUCUGCUAUUAGUUACUAUAACACCACCACAACCAUUCCUUUUCUAGCAUUGCAGCUCUACACAAAGUAUAGUAUACACAGUUUCUCAUUUUAACUCUCUCCUUUACUUAUGGGGAAUCCCACUGCAUCCUCUGAGAUUGAAAUUGAUACUGAUUUUAAGGUCCAUGUGUUCUCUUCAUCAUCUGAGUUACUGGAAAAGCUUCAUCAAACAUGGAGUUCAGUGGAGAAACAACCAUAUCCAGCUAUGUAUUCUAGUGUCUAUGGAGGUAUCAUACUUGAUCCGGCAAUGAUGGUAAUCCCCAUAGAUGAUCACAUGGUACAUAGAGGCCAUGGUGUGUUUGAUACUGCUAUUAUUUUACAAGGAUACCUCUAUGAGUUGGAUGUUCACCUUGACCGUUUCUUGAGAUCGGCUUCCAAAGCGAAGAUAUCCUCGCCCUUUUCGCGAUCGACUCUUCGAAGCAUUCUAAUCCAACUAACCGCGGUCUCAAAAUGCAAGAAAGGAACAUUAAGAUACUGGUUAAGUGCAGGUCCUGGUGAUUUCUUGCUGUCAUCAUCAGGAUGUCCAAAACCUGCAUUCUAUGCAGUAGUCAUUGAUCAUGAUUUUUCUCAGUGCAAAGAAGGCGUGAAAGUGAUAACUUCCAAUGUAGCAAUGAAGGCACCUUCGUUUGCCACAAUGAAAAAUGUGAACUAUCUUCCUAAUGUACUUUCGGUAUUGGAAGCGGAAGAGAAAGGAGCGUUUAGUUCUGUGUGGAUUGAUGAGGUUGGUUAUAUCGCUGAAGGACCGAAUGUGAAUGUUGCUUUCGUAACUCGAGAAAAGGAACUUGUUAUGCCUUGUUUUGAUAAUAUAUUGUCUGGUUGCACUGCGAAAAGGCUUCUUGAACUUGCACCAAAGUUGGUUGAACAAGGUGUUCUCAAAAGUGUGAUAACUAGAAAUCUGAGUGUUGAAGAAGCUAAAGGUGCUGCUGAAAUGAUGUAUGUAGGUAGCACUCUUCCUGUGCUGCCUAUCAUCAUGUGGGAUGAUCAACCAAUUGGUGAUGGUAAGGUUGGAGAAUUAACAAUGUUAGUUUCGGAUCUGCUAUGGGAUGAUAUGGUAGCUGGCCCUGAGACACAGAGACUACUUGUUCCUUAUGUUUAGUGAACAAACAUACAAAAUAAUUUGGGGAUACAUGUGUCUUAUGUUCCUUGGUUGUAUUGAUUUACAAUGUGAUUUCUGUCUGUAUUUGCAUUCUGAAUUUCAAGUGUGAACAAGUUCUGAAGCAGUAGAUAUUUGCUGCUACACAAAAGUUAUACUAUGUCAAAUAAUUCUUGAA
This is a messenger RNA of Lathyrus oleraceus (garden pea), 1380 nucleotides long. RefSeq names its product D-amino-acid transaminase, chloroplastic. Gene Ontology annotation, molecular function: 4-amino-4-deoxychorismate lyase activity; pyridoxal phosphate binding. The transcript is spliced from 5 exons. Gene Ontology annotation, biological process: folic acid biosynthetic process. The record is from RefSeq and is a predicted model, not a curated record. Lineage: Eukaryota; Viridiplantae; Streptophyta; Magnoliopsida; Fabales; Fabaceae. The coding region runs from base 180 to 1205 and encodes 341 amino acids.